AUGGGAGGCAUCAGUGCUGUCUACAUUCUUGAUAAUAAAGGAAGAAUGAUGAUAAACCGUACUUAUAAGGAUGAUGUACUUACCAACAUUACCGAGUCGUUCUAUGCAAACGUGCUACUUAAGGAACAGAACGCCGUUAAACCGGUGUAUCAUAGUGAUGGGAGUACAUUCAGCUGGAUAUUAUUUAAUGACCUAUACUUCGUAGCAGCCGCCUCGAGGAACUACAAUGUUGCUAUGGUACUAGCAUUCCUAUACAGGUUUGUCAAGGUCCUUGAAGGUUACUUUAAAACACUUGCGGAAGAGAGCAUAAGGGACAAUUUCGUGGUUAUAUAUGAGCUACUGGACGAAAUGAUAGACAAUGGCUACCCUCAAGCUACAGAAGUCAGUGUACUCAGGGAAUGCAUAAGGAACCGUAGUAACCAAACUACAACUGAUGCUAUUAAACCUCCUGCUGCAAUGACUAAUGCUGUAUCAUGGCGUCGUGAAGGCAUUAAACACAAGAAAAAUGAAAUAUUCCUUGAUGUUGUCGAGAGCCUUGACAUUAUUCUAUCUGCAUCUGGAACGGUACUACGUUCGGAGAUUCGUGGUUGCCUCAAGAUGAAGUCAUACCUAUCCGGUAUGCCACAUCUCUUUUUGGGUCUUAACCAGAAGACCAUCUUUGAAAACGCUGCUGCGAAUGAUGGGUCCAUGUCUGCAUACCAAAGGCCUGGAAAUUUGAAAACCAUAGAAAUGGAAGACGUCAAGUUUCAUCAAUGUGUACAACUCGACAGGUUCGAAUCAGAUCGUACUAUCAACUUCAUACCACCUGAUGGGGAGUUUGAACUCAUGACAUAUCGUCUCAACUGUCAUGUGAAACCGCUAUUUUUUUGUGAUGUCAUCGUAACCAACAGGUCUGCUACAAGGAUAGACUUUACUAUAAGAGCUGUAUCACAGUUCAAAUCUAAGUCAAUUGCUAACAAUGUGGAGUUCCACAUACCAGUUCCACCUGAUGUCAAAUUCCCAAACUUCAAAACUUCAAUUGGUACUGCCAAGUACCUACCCGAUGAAGAUGCUACUAUAUGGAGCAUUAAAGAAUUCCAAGGCGAGAAGGAAUUCACAAUGCACGCAUCUUUCGGACUACCUUCUUUGUCAGAUGACAACCGUGACGAAUUCUCAAAGAGAUCGGUUAAGGUGAAGUUUGAGAUUCCCUAUUUCACUGUAUCGGGAGUAUCGGUAAAACACCUUAGGAUCACAGAAAGCAGUGGAUACCAAGCAUUACCUUGGGUCAGAUAUAUUACCCAAAAUGGCGACUAUCAAAUUAGGAUGUCAUGA
Babesia sp. Xinjiang is the source of this 1311-nucleotide messenger RNA. RefSeq names its product AP-1 complex subunit mu-1. The coding region runs from base 1 to 1311 and encodes 436 amino acids. Lineage: Eukaryota; Apicomplexa; Aconoidasida; Piroplasmida; Babesiidae. Gene Ontology annotation, cellular component: cytoplasmic vesicle; clathrin adaptor complex. Gene Ontology annotation, biological process: vesicle-mediated transport; intracellular protein transport. The transcript has a single exon. The record is from RefSeq and is a predicted model, not a curated record.